AUGUUGGAAGAGCAACUAUAUUUGUUAGCUUGCAUUUUUGCAUCUAGGGCUGACACGCGCAAUAUCAAAAAGUUGUCUACUAGACUGGGCUCACAAUCCAAGUACUUGGAGAUUCUCUGUGUUUUGUGGCCAGAAUUAGAUGACCCAAAAAACCUUUUGUUUCUUCGUGAAUUAGAAGAGGAGGUGCAAAGUCCGGAAGGGGAAGAAACAACCGACGAAGAUGUAAUAGUAGAACUAUUAGAAAGUGACAGCAGUUUGAUUCCAUUAAUUGAAAGUGAUACCACAACGAGAUCGAACAGAUAUCAUGAACUGCAAGAAUUCAUAAGCAAAAAACUCAAUAACAAGACCUUGGAGAAUUUUGAGGAGUGGUUGAGAGAAAGGAUUUUAAUAUGUAAUGAAAUGAUACCUGAAACACCUUUAUUAUAUUCUGUACUAUGGGAGACUGCCAAGUCAAAAGUGUUAUCUACAAAAUUUAUAGGAUGGGUAGAAGGAGUAUUAAAACCCCUCGACCACCUAAAUAAACGGCUUCAUCUCAUAUUUAAAAUCAACGAAUGGGAAAAAAUGCCUGAUAGCGAGUUAUUUAAGAUAAUAUUUGACGGUGUAGAGGAUAUGCAAGGAUAUAUUGGUAUAGCAGAUGUUAUUGAAGAUGAAUUAGCUCCCACUUUGUCUUAUGGGAAGAAAUGGGAAACGUUCAUUACGGAAUUCUUCAAUAAACAGCAGUUCUCACUAAAAUCUGAUACUAAUUACCAGUUAUUUAUAAAGCUCUAUUACAGUCUCGAAAAAGGAGUAAAAGAUAACAGUGAAGCGUCCAGAAAAUUGCAAAGUAAUGUGGUUGAUAUAUUAUUUCACAACAGUGAGAAUUUAUUUAAUUUAUCCAGUUUAACUCAUAAGCUUGAUGAAUUAUGGAGUAUCUUGAGUGGAUUCCCUGAUGAAAUUACAAUAGAAGAACAGAAAACUAUUACUGCUCUAGAGAUGAAACAAUUUAUGGAAUUCUUCAUCAAAUGUUCCACGAAAUUUUCAUUUAAAGAAAUCUUUGCCAUAACACAGGAAGAAGAAUCGGCUCAGUUGGCCCAUUUCUCUUCACUAUGCCAUGAAGAAUUUAACAAAGCCAACGAAAUCUCCAGUUUUUUGCAAGCCAUGUAUGAAACGGUCUUGGACAUCAGCAAGGAUGAUAAAAUUUUCACCCGAAUUAGUAUGGAUGAAAAGCUAUACAGUAUAUUGGAAAUCCUCUUACAAAUGAAUGAGUUCGCGUACAUUGAAGCCAUCAUAGAAAGAUUCGACUACAGUAACAAUACCCAAAUAUAUGAACUUCUGGUGAAGUUCUUCUGGCAUUUCUUCAAUAAUGCUUCUAAUGGAUUACGUAAAGAGCCUGAAAUGAAAAAAGCUUCGCAAACGUUACAAAUAAUUCAGAAGCAUAUGUCGCAACGGGCAGGCACAAAUCUAACUAAGCUGGAAGUAUUGCUUGAGAUAUCAGACAAAUUGUCGCAUUAUUCCAUAAACCUAAAUAAGUCGCACAAUGGCGCAAGAGAUACCGCUUUCAAACCAAGCAACAUUCUAGAAUAUAGAGAUUGCCCCCUCGAUAUAAUAUCCAACUUAUUAGAGCUGAACCCGCGAUUGUAUAAGGAUCUGCCAACUACAAAAAGCUUGUUAUUCGGGAUUUACGACAGCUUAUCCAUUAAUAGAGAGGGCCAAACGGGUAAAGUGGAAGUGGAUUUGAUGGUAUUACAUAUUGACUAUGCCUUGGUGAAUUUAGAUUUUGGCACAGCAUACGAAUUGGGCAAGCAAGUGUUUGAAAUUUGUCAAGAAGCGGGCCAACAUAUGAUGAAGGCGUUGGGCGAUGAGCAUUGGUUAACAUUUUAUCAAAUGGGGAAGUUUGUCGAUCCAAAUUGGGUGGAUAAUGAAAUUCCCACAGAGAUAAUUGUUCUGCAGAUGAGCAUCUUGGGCCGCUUACUGGAGGUUUGCCCCCUUGAGGAAGUCGAAAUUGUUACAUCGCAAUGGAGCACACUAGAAUUGGAGCUAAGCGCCCGUGACCUGGUGAAAGACAAGUACGCACUGGACGGACAGAACGACAAUAAGAGUAAGGUAGGCGGCAUUGCUAGGGAGAUUUUCCACAACGUGACUAAUUUCUGA
Messenger RNA from Saccharomyces cerevisiae S288C, 2130 nucleotides. RefSeq names its product Sec39p (gene SEC39). Bases 1 to 2130 code for a protein of 709 amino acids. The transcript has a single exon. NCBI's taxonomy places the organism in Eukaryota, Fungi, Ascomycota, Saccharomycetes, Saccharomycetales, Saccharomycetaceae. The record is from RefSeq and is marked reviewed. Gene Ontology annotation, biological process: retrograde vesicle-mediated transport, Golgi to endoplasmic reticulum. Gene Ontology annotation, cellular component: endoplasmic reticulum membrane.